UUCACAAUCAAAAAUUACUGCUUUUUUAUCUAAAGUAUCUAUUCCAACAACUAUUAAGAAAUUAACUACAAAUAAAUUAGUUAAUUUUGUAUAUAAAGAUUUACAUUCUUUUGAAAUUAUUGAAGAUGAAAGAUUUAGAGAUUUUUUCCAGAAAAUGAUUAAUAUUGGUACUAAAUUUGGCCAAAUUCAAAUUGAUAAUUUAUUUUUAUAUCCAACAACUAUAUCUAGAAAUAUUAUAAAAAGUGCUAAAAAAACUAAAUAG
Cetraspora pellucida is the source of this 262-nucleotide messenger RNA. Lineage: Eukaryota; Fungi; Glomeromycota; Glomeromycetes; Diversisporales; Gigasporaceae. The record is from the annotation of a GenBank genome assembly.